UGUGUUGUAUUUUGUGCGUUUGUGCCAAAGUAUUUAAAACAAAAGUGCAACGGAAAUAGUUAAUAACAAAAUAUUAGUCGUCGGCAGCAGUCGUCGGUUGUUCUCUCGUCGCCACGUCUCUCCCCUCCUCACCACCUUUCCGCCCCCUGCUUUUUGCAUUUUGCUCAAGAAAAUACGAAACGGAACGAAAAGAACGAACAAACGUUGCUCAACCAGCGGGAUAAAUGUAUUUUUAAAGAAUUUAAGAGAAGCCGAAAGCAAACAAAAAACACAAUUUAACGAACAACAAAACGCGCGGCAAUAAUUAAGCUGUUGCAUACAACAACAAAAACAACGUAAAAUUAAAUAAAUUAAACGGAAAAAGUUGAACAAAGUACAUCGGGGAAAAGGCGAUUCAAAAAGCGUGGACGGCAGGAAAAGCCGCUAUAAACAAUAAUAAUGAAUAUCGAUUCGCUGAAAAAUGAAUGGGAGGAGCUCAACAAGGAGUAUGCCGAAUUGGAGAGCUGCAACAGGCGGUACAUCGAGCUGCUGGAACAGCUGCACAGCCACCAACAAAUAUGCUUCAACGAGAUCAAGCAUCAGCGGUAUCGCAUGAACCAGAUAACGGCAUCUCUGCGACAAUCCAAGGGUCCCAUUCCGGCAGAGGACAGGGAAAAGGUCGAUGAACUGCAAAAGAUGACCUUGAAGCGAAAGGCUCAACUGCACGAGAUUGAGCAAUCCUUGCCAGCAAAAUCCGGCCGCUACUUGCAGAUUAUCUUGGGCGAUGUGAAUGUCUCGAUUCUCAACAGAAACGACAAAGUUCGCUAUAAAGAUGACUAUGAAAAGUUUAAAUUAAUACUCAACGUAAUUGGACUGAUAAUGGCCUUCUUCAAUUUGAUAUUCAACUACAGAGCCCUGGAGCUGGCCUUCAUAUUCCUGCUGGUAUGGUACUACUGUACCCUAACGAUCCGCGAGUCCAUCCUAAAGGUGAACGGCUCCAGGAUCAAGGGCUGGUGGCGGGCCCACCACUUCAUCUCAACGGUAGCCGCCGGCGUCCUACUGGUUUGGCCCCAGGGCGAGCAUUGGCAGAUCUUUCGAAUGCAGUUUAUGUACUUCAAUGUCUACAUCAGCAUCGUCCAAUACCUGCAAUUCGGCUACCAGAAAGGCCUGCUCUACCGGCUUAAGGCCCUCGGGGAGCGUCACAACAUGGACAUCACCAUCGAGGGUUUCCACUCGUGGAUGUGGCGCGGUCUGAGCUUCCUGCUGCCCUUCCUUUUCAUUGGCUAUGGAUUCCAGGCGUACAAUGCCUGGACACUCUACAAGCUGGCCAAUAGCCCGGAGGCGCCCUGGCAUGUGUCCGUAAUGGCCGGCCUGUUCCUGUUGCUGUUCGUUGGCAAUAUGGCCACCACGCUGUGGGUGGUGCCGGAAAAGAUACGGGAGAGGGCCAAGGAGCGCUACCGCCUGCAGAGCAUGGGCAAGUCGAUGAAGCUUCGCCAAGAGAUGAAGAACAGCGCCAGUGAUUUGGAUCUGUCGAGUGGCUCCAAACUCUCGCCGACAACUUCCACUGCGACGGCGACGCAAACUCAAACGCCCGCCGAGAAAAAGGAAAUUUAAACAAUUGAAACGAGUGAAUCGUUUUGUUUUAUUGCCCGGCAUUUCAAUUAUGCAUAUUUACAUAUUAUUAUGCUCUUUUUUUUCUUUCUCUCUUAUUUAUUAACUUUUAUGUUCCGCGAUUCCCUUGGUUUUGUUCCUCCCCCACCGCUCUAGCUCUUUUUUUUUCUUCACUUCAUAAACGUAAUGUAAAACUGAUGUACAUUUGAAGUAAACAACAUAAGCAGAAAACAACAAUAUAAAUAUAGUGAUACAUUUUUUUUUUCGCCUAAUUGUAAGUAUGAAAAGUGAGAAGAUGAAAUAUUAAAUGGAAUUGAAGUAUGA
Drosophila kikkawai is the source of this 1914-nucleotide messenger RNA. RefSeq names its product transmembrane protein 120 homolog. Lineage: Eukaryota; Metazoa; Arthropoda; Insecta; Diptera; Drosophilidae. The record is from RefSeq and is a predicted model, not a curated record. Gene Ontology annotation, cellular component: membrane.